AAAAGCCUUGGAAUGGAUGACAAAGUGAACAUUGACAACAUCAUAGAACGUCUGUUGGACGACAGAACGAAACCCGGCAAGAUUCAUCUGACAGAAAAUGAAAUCCGCCAUCUUAUCAGCAAAUCACGUGAAAUAAUUCUCUCACAACCGAUGCUGCUGGAGUUGGCCGCACCGUUGAAGAUCUGCGGCGACACCCACGGUCAGUUCCACGACCUUCUGCGGCUCUUCAAAACAGGAGGAUUCCCCCCCAGCGUCACCUACUUGUUCCUCGGCGACUAUGUGGAUAGAGGGAAGCAAUCCAUCGAGACGAUAAGUCUACUGAUGUGCUACAAGAUCAAGAACCCCAUGACCUUCUUCCUCCUCAGGGGAAACCACGAGAGCGCCAGCAUCAACAGAAUCUACGGGUUCUACGACGAGUGCAAAAGAAGAUACAGCAUCAAGUUGUGGAAGUUCUUCUGCGAGUUGUUCAAUUGUCUCCCAGCUGCUGCUGUGGUCGAUGAUAAGAUAUUCUGUUGUCACGGAGGUAUAAGUCCGGAUUUGAAUAGUCUUGAUCAGAUACGACAUAUUAGCAGACCAACAGACGUUCCUGAUCAGGGUCUACUUUGCGACCUCCUAUGGUCCGACCCGUCUGAGGACGUCGUAGGUUGGGGGGAGAACGAUAGAGGAGUGUCUUUCACAUUCGGGAGAGACGCCGUCUCCAGGUUUUUGAUCAAGUUUGACUUAGAUUUGAUAGUGCGUGCUCACCAGGUAGUGGAGGAUGGAUACGAGUUCUUCGGCAAUAGACAACUUGUGACGGUAUUUUCUGCACCCAACUACUGCGGAGAGUUUGACAACGCAGGAGCGAUGAUGGCUGUUGACGCCAAUCUAUUGUGUUCUUUUCAGGUGUUGAAACCGAAUGAACCUAGACAAUCUACGGGGUUUUUGAAGUUUCCCAAAGGGUUUAUGGGACCUCAUCGAUAUUCUAUGGCUUCUGAGACUAAAGCUAAAAAGUAAAUUUUCUUA
Molecule: messenger RNA, 1002 nt
Organism: Macrosteles quadrilineatus (aster leafhopper)
Lineage: Eukaryota; Metazoa; Arthropoda; Insecta; Hemiptera; Cicadellidae
Product: serine/threonine-protein phosphatase alpha-2 isoform-like
Exons: 1
Coding region: 13-993 (326 amino acids)
Cellular component (GO): cytoplasm; nucleus
Molecular function (GO): protein serine/threonine phosphatase activity
Source: RefSeq, a predicted model, not a curated record